AUGGAACUAACUCCAACACUAUUGAUUCUUGGUUUCAUUCUUGUGCUAAGUUUCUAUUCAACUUCAGCACAUAAUAAAUACCAAGAAUUCAUAGCAGCAAAUGAACACCUUGAAGAUGAUAGUAGCUUAUUGACUUACAUUGUUCAUGUCAACAAGCCUUCUCUUCAAUCUAAGGAGAGUUUGGAUGGUUGGUAUCAUUCACUCUUGCCAGAUACUACCAAAACUCAAACCCAACAGCGCGUUAUUUUCUCAUACCAAAACAUAAUCGAUGGAUUUGCGGUUAAAUUGACCGCGGAAGAAGCCAAGGCUCUAGAAGAGAAGGAGGAGGUUCUGUCAACUCGACCGGAGAAAAUCUUUUCAUUGCACACAACUCAUACUCCGAGCUUCUUGGGGUUGCAGCAGAAUCAAGAAUUGUGGCAGAAUUCUAAUCUCGGUAAAGGGAUCAUAAUUGGAGUCCUGGACACAGGAAUAUACCCUUUGCAUCCUUCUUUUUCUGACGAAGGAAUGUCAUCUCCGCCUGCAAAAUGGAAUGGUCAUUGUGAGUUCACAGGGAAGAGGAUUUGUAAUAAUAAGCUCAUUGGAGCAAGGAACUUUGUGAAUUCAUCCCUCCCGUUCGAUGAUGUUGGCCAUGGAACUCACACGUCUAGCACAGCCGCCGGAAGGUCUGUGCAAGGUGCCAAUGUCUUUGGAAAUGCUAAUGGUACAGCAACUGGCAUGGCACCAGGUGCACACUUGGCAAUGUACAAAGUAUGCAGCAUCUACGGUUGUGCUGAAAGUGCAAUAUUAGCUGGAAUGGAUGCUGCAGUUGAUGAUGGUGUUGAUGUACUUUCUCUCUCCCUUGGAGGACCCGCCAAACCUUUAUUUGAAGACGCAAUUGCACUCGGCACAUUUAGUGCGAUACAAAAGGGAAUUUUUGUUAGUUGUUCAGCUGCAAAUUCAGGUCCUGCUUAUGGUACAUUAUCUAAUGAAGCACCGUGGAUUCUAACUGUUGGUGCUAGCACAAUUGACAGAAAAAUAGAGGCAAUAGCUAAGCUCGGAAACGGGAAGGAAUAUCUCGGAGAAUCAGUCUUCCAACCAAAAGACUUUGCAUCAACAUUAUUGCCACUUGUGUAUGCAGGUUCACUUAAUACAAGUGAUGAUUCCAUUGCCUUUUGUGACCCUUUUUCCAUGAAGAACGUUGAUGUUAAGGGAAAGGUAGUUUUAUGUGAGCAAGGCGGAUUUGUUCGAAGAGUAGUUAAAGGUCAAGCGGUUAAAGAUGCUGGCGGCGCUGCUAUGAUACUUGUUAACAGUGAACUUGAAGCUUUCAAUCCAAUUGCUGAUGUUCAUGUUCUACCAGCAGUCCAUGUAAGUUACUCUGCUGGUUUAUCCAUCAAAGAUUAUAUAAACUCAACUUCAACACCUAUAGCCACAAUCAUAUUCAAAGGAACUGUUAUUGGAAAUCCACUUGCCCCUCAAGUUGCUUCAUUUUCCUCAAGAGGUCCAAGCAAAUCAAGCCCUGGAAUUCUUAAACCGGACAUAAUUGGACCUGGAUUGAACAUUAUAGCAGCAUGGCCUAUAUCAUUAGACAAUAGUACUAUAUCUCCGUUUAACAUAAUUUCAGGUACCUCAAUGUCUUGUCCUCAUCUCAGUGGCAUUGCCGCGCUGUUGAAAAACUCUCAUCCAGAUUGGUCACCAGCUGCUAUAAAAUCAGCAAUCAUGACAACUGCUAAUACUCUCAACCUUCAUGAAAAGCCUAUUUUGGACCAAAGGCUUAAACCAGCUGAUUUAUUUGCCGUUGGUGCCGGACAUGUUAACCCUUUAAAAGCGAACGAUCCAGGACUUGUUUAUGAUAUUGAAGCAAAUGAUUAUGUUCCUUAUUUGUGUGGUUUGAAUUACACCGAUAUACAAGUUGGAGUAAUUUUGCAACAGAAAGUGAAAUGCUCCGAGGUAAAGAGCAUACCACAGGCACAACUUAAUUAUCCAUCAUUUUCUAUUAUUUUAGGGUCUUCGUCGCAGUUUUAUACUAGAACACUGACAAAUGUUGGACCUGUUAACUACACUUACAAUGUGGUAAUUGAUGCGCCUUUAGCAGUCGGUAUAAGUGUAGGCCCAUCUGAAAUAACAUUCACUGAGGUGAAGCAAAAGGUUACAUACUUCGUUGAUUUUGUACCCGAAGACAACAAGAUUAGAGGUGAUAACAUGAUUGCUCAGGGGUCUAUCAAAUGGGUUUCUGGAAAGUAUUCUGUUAGCAUUCCUAUAUCUGUCAUCUUUGUGUGA
Molecule: messenger RNA, 2256 nt
Organism: Trifolium pratense (red clover)
Lineage: Eukaryota; Viridiplantae; Streptophyta; Magnoliopsida; Fabales; Fabaceae
Product: subtilisin-like protease 3
Exons: 2
Coding region: 1-2256 (751 amino acids)
Biological process (GO): proteolysis
Molecular function (GO): serine-type endopeptidase activity
Source: RefSeq, a predicted model, not a curated record